Molecule: messenger RNA, 11081 nt
Organism: Sycon ciliatum
Lineage: Eukaryota; Metazoa; Porifera; Calcarea; Leucosolenida; Sycettidae
Product: spectrin alpha chain, non-erythrocytic 1-like
Exons: 93
Coding region: 321-10520 (3399 amino acids)
Biological process (GO): actin cytoskeleton organization
Cellular component (GO): cortical actin cytoskeleton; cell junction; cell projection
Molecular function (GO): calcium ion binding; actin filament binding
Source: RefSeq, a predicted model, not a curated record
UCCUGUCAUCUGACGAUUAUGGCGAUAAUGUUGCCGCAGUGCAGGCAUUGCUGAAGACACACGAAGGACUGGAGCAAGACCUUAGUGCUUUGCAUGAAAAGGUCAAACAGUCGGCCAGUCGAUCUAGUGACCUGCAGAAACUGUAUCCGGACUCGGCGUCCAGGGUCACAGAGAAUGAACAGGAAGUCAGCAGCGGGUGGACUAGUUUACGCGAGAAGGCUAAUGCACGGCAGGCUAAGCUGGAUGACUCACUGGAACUUCAGUUGUUCCUCAGCAGUGUUCGUGAUGUGGAAUCCUGGUGCAAUGAUGUCAAGACUCUCAUGUCUUCGGAAAAGCUUGGUGAUGAUGUCGCAACAGCUGAUACUGUGCUCAAGAGACAUGGCAAAAGAAAGGAUGAAGUAUCUGCUCGGGACAAAGCUUUCUCGGACCUAGACACAGCAGGGCAGAAGAUGGUUGAUGCUAAGCACUUUGCUUCGGACAGAGUGCAAGAGAAGAUGGCUUCCCUUGCCGAGACGAAGAAGUCACUUCUUGAGCUGUGGAGCAGUCGCCAGAAGGACUUCUCCGACAACAUGGACUUGCAGACUUUUUAUCGUGAUGACGAGCAAAUGCAUCACUGGAUGAACCGGCAAGAGAUCUUUCUGUCUAAUGACGAUCUUGGAGACUCACUUGAGUCGGUCGACCAUCUCGCGGAAAGCCAUCGUGAUUUCGAGAAGAAACUGGAAGGCCAUGCAUCCGUAAUGGACAAGCUGGAAGGAACUGGAAAAGCUCUGGUGGAGAAGGAACACUUCGCUUCGUCCAGUAUCCAGGAAAGAGUUGCCAAGCUCCAAGAGCGACGAAAGACAAUCCUGGAAACAGCCGACAAGAGGCGAACAGCAUUGGAGGAUUCACAGAAACUGCAGCAGUUCUUACGCGAUACACGCGAGCUGCUCAGCUGGAUUUCUGACAUGGUGAAGGUGGCCAACGAUGACUCUUACAAGAAUCCUGUCAAUCUGCAAAGCAAGCUGAAGAAACAUGAAGCGUUCAAAGCCGAAAUUGAAGCAAAUAAUGAGCGUAUCGACAAAGUGAAGAGCUACGGCCAGAGCCUGAUUAGUGCUGAGCACUACGCUGCUGAGCAAAUCAAAGAGAGAAUCGAGGAGCUGGAGAAGCAGUGGGCUCUUUUGCAGGAUGCAUCGGCAGAGAAACAGCAAAAACUAGUCGAAGCCAAUCAGCAGCAGACAUUCAACCGUCAAGUGGAUGACUUCAGCCACUGGAUUACCGAUGUCAAGACACAGCUGGGUUCAGAGGAUCUCGGCAAGGAUGUUCCGGCAGUGCUCAACCUUCUAAAGAAGCACGAGAUGCUUGAAUCAGAUGUCAAGGCUCAUGAGGAAAGGUUAUCGUACAUUCAACAACAGUCGCAAGAGCUCCAGGAUGCUAACCAUUUUGCCAGCCCGGCUAUCAAGGAGAGAGCAGGCCAGGCCGCCGAGGAAUACUCAGCACUUACAGAACCUCUUGCAGUACGGCAAAAAUCUCUGAGCGACUCCAAGGCUUUGCAGCAGUUCCUGCGCGAUGUUUCUGACGAGAAGAGCGGCAUUAAUGCAGUGGUGCUCUCUGAAGACCGUGGCAACAGUGUGGCUGAAGUACAGGAUCUUCUGCGCGGCCAUCAGGGCAUUCAAGCCGACGUCGUAACAUCAGCAAAGAGAGUAGAGGUCCUGCAGGAACGAGGCAAGGAACUUCAGGAACAAGGACAUUAUGCUGGUGAAAGCAUAGAGAGCACUUGCAAGGACCUGUCUUCGGACUUGGAAAAGCUUCAGGAAGCAUUCAAUGAACGUCAACUCGACUUGGAUGAAUCCUUGAAAGAGCAACAGUAUGCUGCAGAUAUGGCCGAAGCCCGGCUCUGGCUUGAUGAGAAGAAGCGCCUUAUUGCCUCGGAUGAUCUUGGGAAUGAUGAAGAGGCAACUCAGCUUCUCCAAAAGAAGCAUGAUGCCCUCCUGGCCGACCUGAAGACAUUUGAAGCCACCAUGGAGAAGCUUGAAGAAAAGCGGAAAUUGUGCCUGGUGCACCAGGACUCUGUGGAUAGUGGAAACCAACCUGAUGGCCCGCAUAUUGUGCUCAACCAGAACCUUGUGGCUGGACUUCUUGAGCAGCAAGCGUACUUGGAGAAGCUAGGCGAGGCCCGUCAGAAACACAAGUUCAUGAAUAUGGUCAAGGAAGAAGAGGAUUGGAUAAUCGAGAAGACACCCCAUGCUACGUCAUUGAGCUUUGGAAGAGAUUUGGAAAGUGCUGAAGAGCUGAAAAAGGACCACGACUCCUUCUCCGCUGAAGUUGCUGCCCGGCAGAACAAGGUGGACGACGUCUGGUCAGAGUGUGCAAGGCUUGAAGAUAAUGGGCACUCGCAGAAGGACGCGAUCAAGCAGCGUGCUGUGGACUUGGACAAAUCUUGGAAGAUACUACUCGAUUCCAUGGACAAUCGUACAAAGCUGAUGGGCGAGGCAAUCGAAGUCCACACGUUCAACAAAAAUGCCAAUGAACUGAUAGCCUGGAUGGCUGAGAAGGGUUUGGUACUCUCCGCCGAAGAUCUUGCAGGCACCCUGUCAGAUUCUGAGGCAAUGCUGCGCAAUCAUGAAACUGUCCUCAGUGACCUGGGACCAAUCGAGGAGAAGGUUCAAUCCAUCGACACAGAAGCCAAUCGUCUCAUGGGGGCCUACCCGGACUACCUGGAGGAUGUGAAGGAGAAAAAUGACACCGUCAAAUCAGCCCUAGCUGGCCUUCAAGAAUUGGCAAAUCGCCGUGGAAAGAAGCUCAGUGCCUCCGAGCAAUAUCAGCGAUUCUUGAUGAUGAACUUGGAUAGCACCAUAUGGCUGGGAGAGACCAUGCCACUUGUGACUUCUGAAGAGCUCGGUGAUUCCGUGGAGGAGGUCGAGACGCUACUUGAAACACACCAGGCGCAUCGUGGUGACAUAGACUCGCACCAGGCGUCCGUGGAUCAGGUGCUUGAAUACGGCCAGAAGCUUCUGGACGCUGAUCACUACGAAAAGGAAAGCAUUGAAGCCAAGCUCAGUGACCUUCGGAAAGAAUGGGCAGCUGUCAAUGAGGAAUGGAAGAAGAGGAAAUCAUUACUGGACCAGUCCCUUCAGCUGCAGAUGUACCAACGGGAUGUUGGCCUCGCCACUCAGUGGAUUUCGCAGAAGAAGUCCUGGAUGUCCAAGGAAAGUCUGGGAGAGAGCAUCGAUGGAGCUGAAGUCCUCAUCAAGGCUGCAGAGGACUUUGGCAAGUCCCUUGUUCCCCAGGAGGAGAAGAUCACCACGCUGGCUAGCACCGCAAGCAAACUCACAUCAGAUGGUCAUUACGCAUCUGACAUUAUUCAGAAGGAUCAAGAUGCACUCAACAAAGCUUGGAGUGAAUUGAAGGCACAACACGAGGAGCGCAGCAAGCUGUUGGCAGAGUCACUUGCGAUGCAUAGUCUAUACCAGAAGUGCGAGGAAGCGGAGAGCUGGGUUGCUGAGCAACAGAAGACUGCUUCGGACGAGUGUUACCUGGACACAACGGACAUUGAGGGUAAGCUCCAGAAGCAUGCUGCAUUUGAGGCUGAAGUGACUGCGCACACCAAUACCAUUGAUGCACUGAACAGCAGUGGAAUGUCCAUGAUUGAUCAAAGCCAUUUUGCAUCCGACGAUAUCAAGAAACGCUUGGACAGCAUUGCUCAGCUGUGGCAGCUACUGCUAGACAAGCUUGCUGAAAGAGGGCGAAAGCUCCGCGAUGCCCAGAAGAGAGUGCACUUCCUGCGAGAGGUGGACGAGGUUGCAUCAUGGAUCGCAGACAAGGAGCCGAUUGCUGCAUCUGAUGAAUUCGGAAAGGAUCUAGAGCACGUUGAAGUGCUUCAGAAGAAGUUUGAUGACUUCCAGAAGGACCUUGCAGCAAAUGAAGCUCGUCUGCUGGCAGUUCGGCAACUUGCUGAGUCUCUGGAAGCUGAGAAUCAUCCUGACCUGGACUUGAUCAAAGAACGCUCCCAGGAGCUGGAUUCGUCUUGGGACAACCUCAAGCAACUGUCCAAUGACCGGAAUGCUAAGCUAGCGGCCGAGCAUGAGAUCCAGAAAUUCUACAGGGACGCUAACGAGACCACCAGCUGGAUGAAUGAGAAGAGCGCCAUCCUGUCGUCGGACGACUUUGGUCGCGACCUGGCCAGUGUCCAGGCCCUCCAGCGAAAGCAAGAUGGCUUGGAACGAGACUUGGCCGCUUUGGAGGACAAGGUUGGUGCCCUCGGCGGUGAAGCCACCCGUUUGCAGAAGCGUUACACUGAGAGUGCCGAUCAAGUCGCAGCCAAGCAAGCAGAGAUUGUUGGCAACUGGGAAGGUCUCAGACAAAAGGCUGCUACGCGUAAAAGCAAGCUGGCUGAUUCCUUACAGUUGCAGCGAUUCCUGGCCAGUUAUCGUGAUCUUGUGUCGUGGAGUGGCGACAUGAAGAACCUUGUGUCGUCUGAUGAGCUCGCCAAGGAUGUUCCCGGCGCUGAGGCUCUUCUAGAACGUCACCAAGAACGAAAGGGAGAAAUCGAUGCUCGCGAGGAUAUCUUCCGGUCGACCAACCAAUUUGGUCAGUCCCUUGUCGCUGCGCAGCAUUAUGCUAACGAUGAGAUCAGAGAAAAGCUGGCCUCUCUGGGCGAGGAACAGCAAUCACUGCUGGAACUGUGGGACCAGCGCCAGAAGGAGUUCUGCCAGUGCAUGGACCUGCAGGUGUUCAUGCGUGACACGGAGCAGAUGAACGCCUGGAUGGGCAAGCAAGAGGUAUUCCUUGCCAAUGAAGAUGUGGGUGACACACUGAAUGGUGUAGAGGCCCUAAUCAAGAAGCACGAGGACUUUGAGACAUCCCUUGCUGCCCAAGAGGAGAAGAUCAAGGCUCUCGACGAGUCGGCUACUAGACUGGUCGGCGGCGAGCACUAUGCGUCGGCAGACAUUGCUAAGCAACAACAGGCGCUCCUUGCGAGACGAGAGGAGCUCAGAAAUAAGUGCAAGCUUCGUCGCCAGCGCCUGGAAGCCUCACUGCAGCUCCAGCAGUUUGAGCGUGACGCAGACGAGGCCAAGGCAUGGAUCAACGAGAAGCUAAAGACAGCGCAGGAUGAAAACUAUAAGGAUCCGUCCAAUCUUCAAGGAAAAUUGCAGAAACACCAGGCAUUCGAGGCCGAGCUUGACGCCAACCGUGGCCGCAUCGACAACGUGAACAACUGUGGUCAGGGCCUUAUCUCCAACGACCACUAUGCAACCGAUCAAAUCCAGGAGCGGCUAGAAGAACUCUCUGGUCUCUGGAAACUACUCUCUGAUGCUUCUGGAGACAAGGGUCAAAAGCUGAAGGAAGCGAACCAGCAACAACUAUACAACAGAGGAGUGGAGGAUGUUGAGCUAUGGUUGGAUGAAGUUGAGCAGCAACUGGCAUCGGAGGAUCUUGGACGAGAUUUGACCAGCGUGCAGAAGCUGCAGAAGAAGCAUGUUCUGCUGGAGUCCGACAUACAAGCUCACAAGGAUCGCAUUGAUGCAGUUGAUCAGCAGGCCGAGAAGUUCAUUGCAGACAAUCAUUUUGAUGCUGAUGCAAUCAAGGCCAAGCGUGACGCUUUGACGGCUCGCUAUGCAGCCCUUCAGAGCCCAAUGGCUAAGAGGCAUGCCGUACUAGAUGAUUCUCUGCGACUGCACCAGUUCUUCCGUGAUAUUGAAGACGAAGAGACGUGGAUCAGAGAGAAAGAGCCGAUUGCAUGCUCCACGAACAGAGGCAAGGACUUGACCGGCGUGCAGAACCUUCUGAAGAAGCACCAGGCCUUGCAGGCUGAGUUGAGUGGGCAUGAAAAUCGCAUUCAGACCGUGUGCAGUGAAGGUCGAGCUAUGCAGGACACCGAUCACUUUGCCAGCAAGGAGAUACAAGGCAAGGUGGAAAAACUCCUGGCUGACUGGGACAAUCUGAAGGAUAAGGCACGAACACGGAAGACGGACCUGGAAGAGUCUCUGCAAGAACAACAGUACUUUGCUGAUGCCAACGAGGCCGAGUCAUGGAUGCGUGAGAAGGAGCCCCUCGUGGCCAGCACUGAUUACGGCAAGGACGAAGAUAGUGCCCAGGCUAUGCUCAAGAAGCAUGAGGUGAUCAUCUCAGACCUGGAUGCCUACAACAACAGCAUCUCCCAACUGCAGGAUCAGAGCACACAGUGCCAAGCACUAAGCCGUCCCCAGGCCGAGGAGCAGGGCAAGGAAUGCGUCAUGGCCAUGUUCGACUACGUCGCCAAGACGCCCCGUGACUUGCCGAUGAAAAAGGGCGACGUCUUGACCUUGCUCAAUGCCAGCAACAAGGAUUGGUGGAAAGUGGAAAGUCCCAGUGGACAGCAAGGCUUUGUACCUGCAGCCUAUGUCAAGAAAAUGGACCAGGGUGCCGGACAAAGUGGCUCUUCGGCACAGUCAGAUGAAGACUCUGUUGCGAAUAGACAAUCUGUCAUCGAUGCAAAGUAUGCCGAGCUGAUUGAUCUAGCCAAGAAACGUCUGCACAAACUGCAGGAGUCUACAAAGCGACACAUGCUGAGCCGCGAAGCUAACGAACUGGAAUCCUGGAUCAGCGAUAAGGAGGCUGUUGCGAGUUCUGAUGAGCUGGGUAAGGAUCUGGAACAUGUCGAGGUACUGAUCAAGAAGUUCGAUGACUUCCAGAAGGAUCUCGCUGCUAAUGAGUCUCGUGUCCACGCUGUUAAUCGACUGGCCAAGCAGCUGAUUGAAGAAGGCCAUUCCGAUGCCGAUGACAUCCAGGCGAUUGCAGAUAGAUUGAACAAGCGAUGGGAGACGUUGAUGAGACUCAGUGAACGCCGAAAGCAGAAUCUCGACGGAUCCCAUGAAAUCCAGAGAUUUAACCGUGAUGCCGAUGAGACAAAGAGUUGGAUCAACGAGAAGGGCAUGGCACUGUCGUCGGACGACUUUGGUCGUGAUCUGGCGGGCGUGCAGGCUCUGCAGCGCAAGCACGAGGGACUGGAACGUGACCUGGCUGCACUGGAAGACAAGGUCAAGCAGCUUACGGAUGACUCUGGUCGUCUGAUGACCGCAUUCCCAAUGUCCUCCGGAGCCAUUCAAGCCAAGCAGACGGAGAUUGCUGAUGCUUGGAGCAGCUUGAAGGCACAGUCUGCAGCAAGGAAGACUAAGCUCCUGGACUCACAUGAUCUACAGAGAUUCUUGAACGAUUUCAGAGAUCUCAUGGCAUGGACGAACAGCAUUACUGCACUGGUGUCAUCCGAUGAACUUGCCAAGGAUGUUGGUGGAGCAGAAGCACUGCUGGAAAGACAUCAGGAACACCGGUCCGAGAUUGAUGCACACAAGGCACAGUUCCAGGCAUUCCAAGUCUUUGGCCAGCAGCUAACUACAGCUGGUCACUAUGCCACACCGGAAAUCAAGGAGAAGAUUGAUACUGCCCUUGCUGAGAAAGAGGCUCUUGAAAAAGCGUGGCAGGCCAGGAAACAACGCCUUGACCAGUGUCUUGAUCUACAGCUUUUCAACCGUGACUCAGAGCAAGCCGAGUUGUGGAUGCAGCAGCGUGAGAAUUGGCUGGCCAAGGAAGACGUCGGCGCAUCUCUCGAUGGCGUCGAAGCCCUGAUCAAGCGGCACGAAGACUUUGACAAGUCUCUUAUUACCCAGGAGGAGAAGAUUGCCUCACUACAGGAAUUUGCCAAUCAGCUGAUCCAGACAAGGCACUACGAUGCUGCUGCCGUGGCUGAACGCAGAGCUGCUGUACUCGCAAGGUGGUCCAAGCUGAAGGCGGCGCUGGUGGCACGGAGAAGCAAGCUGGGUGAAUCCCAGUCGCUUCAACAGUUCACCAGGGAUGCCGAUGAGGCAGAAGCCUGGAUCGGAGAGAAGCUGCAGACGGCUUCCGACGAGUCCUACCACGACCCCACCAACCUUCAGGGCAAGCUUCAAAAGCACCAGGCGUUUGAAGCUGAGGUCUCCGCCAACGAGGACCGCAUCUUCGGAGCGAUCAACAUGGGAAAGAGUAUUCUGGACAACCACCAGUGUGUUGGACAGGAGGAAGCUGUUAAAGAUCGAGUGGCUCUCCUUGAAGACCAAUGGAAUACACUGUUGUCGAAGUCAGCUGAUAAGAGCCAGAAGCUGAAGGAAGCCAAUCAGCAGCAGCAGUUCAACACUGGUGUCAAGGACGUUCUCUUCUGGCUUGGAGAGAUGGAAGCACUUCUCAAGUCAGAAGACUUUGGCAAGGAUCUACCCAGCGUGCAGAACCUGCUGAAGAAACACCAGCUUGUUGAGGCAGACAUCACUGCUCACGAGGCGAAGAUUGGUGAUCUGAACAGCCAAGCGCAGAACUUUGUUCGCGAGGGACACUUCGAUGCUGUGGGUAUCCAGUCCAAACAGGAGCAGAUCAAUGAGCGCUAUGCACAGCUUCAAGUACUAGCUGAAGCUAGAAAGAAGAAGCUGAAUGACUCGCACAUCCUUCAGCAGUUCUUCCGUGACAUCAGCGACGAAGAGGCCUGGAUCAAGGAGAAGAAACUCUUGGUCAGCAACGAUGACUACGGCAAGGACCUGAACGGUGUGCAGAACCUGCGUAAGAAGCACUCCCGCUUUGACACUGAGCUGGAAGGCCACGAGCCAAGAAUCAAGACUGUUCAAGACGAUGGUCAGAAGCUGAUUGCUACUGGUCACUAUGGUGCAGACUCCAUUCAGCAGCGCUGCGAUGACCUGGGCAAGAGCUGGGAAGAGCUUCAGAAACUGUCUGCGGCAAGGCAAAGCAAACUGGAUGAGUCGCUACUCUUCCAGCAGUUCAGUUCCAAUGUUGAUGAAGAGGAAUCCUGGAUCAAUGAGAAGCUCGCUCUGGUCACAAGUGAUGAAGUCGGUGAUACACUCGCCACAGUACAGGGUCUAAUGAAGAAGCACGAGGCCUUCGAAACUGACCUGGACGUGCAUCAGGACCGCGUGACUGAACUCAAGAAGGCUGGUGACGAGCUUAUUGCCAAGGACAAUUAUCAGAAGGCAAACAUCGGCAGCAAGUGUGCAUCUCUUCAGAGUAAACUAGAAGGGUUGGUGAAAGCUGCUGCGGAGCGCAAGAAGAAGAUCAAUGACAACAAUGCUUUCUUGCAAUUCAACUGGAAGGCCGACGUGGUGGAGUCCUGGAUUGGUGACAAGGAGGCUCUGGUCAAGUCUGAGGAUUUCGGCAAGGACCUGCUGUCUGUGCAGACACUUCUGGCCAAGCAGGAUACCUUCGAUGCUGGCUUGAAAGCAUUCACGUCCGAAGGCAUCCAGAGCUUGACUGCACUGAAGGAUGAGCUAGUGGGCAGCAAGCACCGUCAGUCCAGAGCCAUUCUCCAGAGGCACGCUGAAGUUAUGCGACGAUGGGAGAAGCUGCAGAAGGAUUCCGAAGCCCGCAAGAACAAGCUACUGCGCUCACAAGAACAGUUCAAGAAGGUUGAUGAUCUCUUCUUGCAAUUUGCCAAGAAAGCAUCAGCAUUCAACAGCUGGUACGAGAAUGCCGAAGAAGACCUUACUGACCCAGUGCGCUGCAACUCUCUUGAGGAGCUGAAGGCUCUUCAAGAUGGCCACACUCAGUUCCAGUCAUCGCUCAGCUCUGCCAAGGCUGACUACAAACAGCUGGUUGCCCUCGACAGACAAAUCAAGUCUUACAACGUCACUAACAACCCGUAUACAUGGUUCACCAUGGACGCGCUUGAGGAGAUGUGGCAGAACAUCCAGCGGAUCCUCAAGGACCGAGAAGUCGACUUGCAGAAGGAGCAGAAGCGACAGGAGAAGAAUGACGAGCUGCGCAAGGCAUUCGCUCAGCUUGCGAACAGCUUCCACACUUGGCUGACCGAGAGCCGGGCAUCACUCGUAGAAGGCACAGGAUCCCUGGAAGAUCAGCUUGAAGCCAUCCGUCACAAGGCAGAUGAAGUUGCCGAUCGCAAGGAGAACCUAAAGAAGGUGGAGCAGCUAGGAUCUCAGAUGGAGGAGGCUAUGAUCCUGGACAACAAGUACACCGAGCACACUCCGCUGGGACUUGCACAGCAGUGGGAUCAGCUUGAUCAGCUAGCCAUGCGUAUGCAGCACAACAUGGAGCAGCAGAUCCAGGCCAGAAACAUGACCGGCGUGUCAGAAGAUGAGCUGAAGGAGUUCAACCAGAUGUUCAGACACUUUGACAAAGACAACAGCAACCUGCUGGAUCACGCCGAAUUCAAGGCCUGUCUGAGAUCGCUGGGCUACGACUUGCCUAUUGUAGAGGAGGGCGAAGUCGACCCGCAGUUCGAGGAGAUUCUCAACCAAGUCGAUCCAAACCGCGAUGGCCAAGUCAGCAUGGAAGAGUUCAUGGCGUUCAUGAUCAGCCGAGUGUCCGAGAACGUCGAGUCUAGCAAGGAGGUGGAGAACGCCUUCCGCGCCAUCACCAGCAACGGAGACGCACCGUAUGUGACUGCUGCCGAGCUGCUUCAGGCCCUACCCAAGGAGCAAGCCGAGUACUGCAUGCGCAACAUGCAGCCGUACCCGGACGUCAAGGACGCCUACGACUACAAGUCCUUCACCAACUCGGUGUUCUCUUCGUAGGAACGGCAGCAGCUACAAUGACGGAUUCAAGCAGGAAUGUGUCUUACCAACCAGCUAUUACUACUAGACCGAUCAUUUUGACACUGAUACGAACAACCGGAAUCACAAAACAGUCCCCGUUCAUCCCCAUUCAUACAUAAUCAUGAUAGGAUUUGUGCUAUUUGUGCAUGUUGUAGCUGUUCUGAUUUUGCCGCGUCAAUUUUCUAGAAUUUUACACGCUUCGAACAUAUUCUAAACAGGCUAAUUUCACGGUAGAAUUGAUAAGCGAUCAUAUGACUUUGUUUCAAAAUAUUUCCCCGUAGUGCUAUUUUUUACCCGUUUUCCCUCCCGAAUUCUAGAGUAUAUAUUUCGUAUGGUGAUAUUGCCGUUGUGCACCUGCUGUGUCGGCUCUUUGCCUUCUUUGACGUUAUUUAGUUUUCUGCACGUUUGUAGAGUGCUCGAAUGGGACCAAUAAUCAGAAACGUUUCAUUUGAAAUGAUCAGGUACGGCUCACAAGGCGACAUUGAUCUUUUAUUGCAUAAGUUUUUUUGGAAAUUCCCACAUGUAAAAAAGGUAUGAAGA